AGGCCAGGUUUAUCGUCUCAGUGCAAGUUAUAUGCUGUAUAUAACUGUAUAUGUGUCCUUAUACUAACUGUACUGUUCCUUAUAUGCAUUGAUGACCAUCACAUUCUGAUUCCUUAUGACAUCACCGGGUAGUUCUGAUGACAUCACUAAAUGACAUUGCUGUGUUAAUUCUGUUGCCUUGUGAAUGGCAUCACUGACCGGUUGGUGAGCGCGCGAGCGGCGCCCUGUUUUCCGUCCCGACAACCUCCUGCUCUCCGAGAGAUAAGUGCCGAUGCGAUUCUUCAAACUCACCUUCAAGUGUUUCGUGGACUGUUUUUGAAGGUGUUUUUUUUUCUGUUUCAUUUUCGGUUAUUACUGCGGACGAUUUUUUUUUUUUUUUUUGACUGAAAAAUAUAUAGCUAUAUAUAUAUUUUUAAAAAACGACAAAAAUAUACCUAUAUAUAAUAAAUAAUAACAAUCUUGACUUGAUAAAUAUUUUUAAAAAUGACCCUUUAUUAAAAGAACAGUCAGAGGACCAGAUCCUGUUAUCCCUUUAAGAGGUUUGAACAGAGAACAGAAGAAUAUCUUGGUGUCAAUAAAGGGCUCAGUGAGUGUGAGAACUUGUGUGUUUUGGAUGGAGAAGAGCAAAAAGAGUGCACUUGGCACAAACUGCAGCGUGUUGGAUAUGGGGAUGGAAUGCUGUGUGCUGGCAAACCCAGAGGAGAAGAAAGGCCACCUCAUUCCCAUCGGGAAACCCCAGGUCAUACCCGGCUCUGUGAUCGUCGCAAAUGGCGACAAGAAGCCUGUUCAGGAGAGAGAGACAUGGUCCCGGCAGAUGGACUUCAUCAUGUCCUGCGUGGGCUUUGCCGUAGGUCUGGGGAAUGUGUGGCGCUUCCCUUACCUUUGCUACAAAAAUGGUGGAGGAGUCUUUCUCAUUCCCUACAUUUUGUUUGCACUCCUUGGUGGAAUUCCUAUCUUCUGUCUGGAAAUUGCUCUGGGACAGUUCAUGAAGGCUGGAAGCAUCGCUGUGUGGAACAUCGCUCCACUCUUUAAAGGACUCGGCUAUGCUUCCAUGGUUAUAGUGUUCUUCUGCAAUACCUACUACAUCAUGGUCCUGGCAUGGGGUUUCUAUUACUUAAUCAAAUCCUUCACCUCCACACUGCCGUGGUCCACCUGCACAAACUAUUGGAACACUGAGAACUGCAUCGAGUCCUUCCACCAGGACGCCUGUAAGAACGGCUCCAUCGGCAACUUCACCUCCAUGAAGAAGACCUGCGAUGAGUUAGUGAACGCCACCUCUCCUAUCAUCGAGUUCUGGGAGAAUAAGGUGCUGCAUAUCUCAGAGGGCUUGGACACUCCGGGUCAGAUCAACUGGGAGGUGACGCUGUGUCUGAUGGCUGUGUGGGUGAUGGUAUACUUCAGCGUCUGGAAGGGAGUAAAGUCUACAGGAAAGAUUGUCUAUUUUACUGCCAUGUUCCCUUAUGUUGUCUUGGUCAUUCUCCUGGUAAGAGGUGUGACCCUACCUGGGGCCUACAAUGGUAUCAUAUACUAUCUACAACCGGACUGGUCAAAACUUCAACAGGCACAGGUCUGGAUUGAUGCCGGCACUCAAGUAUUUUUUUCUUAUGCCAUCGGACUUGGAGCCCUGACUGCUCUUGGCAGUUAUAACCGAUUCAACAACAACUGUUACAGGGAUACGUUUCUGUUGUCACUGGUAAACAGCGGCACCAGUUUCUUUGCUGGCUUUGUGGUUUUCUCCAUUCUGGGCUUCAUGGCUACUGAGCAGGGUGUGGACAUCUCAAAAGUGGCAGAGUCAGGGCCAGGCCUGGCAUUCAUCGCCUACCCUAAAGCCGUGUCCAUGAUGCCUGUGGCACCGGUCUGGGCCGCACUCUUCUUCAUCAUGCUGCUGCUGCUGGGACUGGACAGUCAGUUUGUUGGUGUAGAAGGCUUUGUAACUGGCAUUAUGGAUCUGCUCCCUUCAAAGUUUUACAAGCGAGAACUCACUGUGGCGAUCUCCUGCAUGUUGUGCUUUGUUAUAGAUCUCUCCAUGGUUACAGAGGGAGGGAUGUAUGUCUUCCAGCUUUUUGACUAUUAUUCAGCCAGUGGAAUGACACUGUUGUGGCAGGCAUUCUGGGAAUGUGCGGUUGUCGCCUGGGUUUACGGUGCUGAUAAGUUUAUGGAUGACAUUGCCCGUAUGAUCGGUUACCGGCCUUUCCCUUGGAUGAAGUGGUGCUGGUCUUUUCUUACUCCAUGUGUUUGCAUGGGAAUAUUUGUGUUCCAACUGGUGAACUACAAGCCUCUAACCUACAACAAUGUGUACGUGUACCCGUGGUGGGGGGAGAUGAUCGGAUGGUUCAUGGCUCUCUCCUCCAUGCUCUGCAUCCCCAUCAGCGUCAUCUACAAACUCAUUACAGCCAAAGGAUCUUUCAAAGAUCGCUGGGAGAAUCUGACCAAACCGGUGUGGGGAGCGCAUCAUCUGGAGUACAUGGCACCUGAAGCGGACAGCAGAAGCACGUCCUCAAUGUCCCCGGGCACUGCAGACAACAAGGUCAUCAUCUUUGAGAGCAGCAUGUAACCGUCAAGAGCGGGGAUCCACCCUGGAUCCGAAGGCAAGCCGCUAUUAAAGCUGCCUUGAUUCAAAUUCCAAUUGUUUUACACUAACCCAAAUAAAAAGUUGUUCUACUAUAAAAAAAAAUGUUUAAAAAAAUAAAAUAAAAAAAUAAAAAUAAAUAAAAAUAAGAA
Tachysurus fulvidraco (yellow catfish) is the source of this 2721-nucleotide messenger RNA. RefSeq names its product sodium- and chloride-dependent creatine transporter 1-like. Lineage: Eukaryota; Metazoa; Chordata; Actinopteri; Siluriformes; Bagridae. Bases 614 to 2554 code for a protein of 646 amino acids. The transcript is spliced from 2 exons. The record is from RefSeq and is a predicted model, not a curated record. Gene Ontology annotation, biological process: sodium ion transmembrane transport. Gene Ontology annotation, cellular component: membrane.